Sus scrofa (pig) is the source of this 6665-nucleotide messenger RNA. Lineage: Eukaryota; Metazoa; Chordata; Mammalia; Artiodactyla; Suidae. The record is from RefSeq and is a predicted model, not a curated record.
UCUCAAACAUCAGCCAGCUCUACGGGAACCUUCGAAAAUGCCAAUCCCUGGGCCUCCCCCUUAGGGAUUCUGCUUGCGACCGUCUGGGGAGAGGCCUGGGAAUCUGUGCCUCCCCCGAAUCCAGGGAUUGCACAGAAACCUUGAAUGGUGUUUGUGUUCUUUUGUUUUUUUCAACCUGGCUUAAAACCCGGGGUCGUGCUAACUGCAUGCUUUACUUCUCAGCACUCUUCCUCCGGCCGUCUUAGCCCUUGUUCCCUUCAAUCCAGGUCCCAAGCUUCAUCCCCUUCCCCUGCCCUGCCAGGCACCCUCCCUGCAGAGAUGUCGACAUGGGUCCUCACGUGUGCUCAAGCCUUUGCAAAGCCUGUGCUGUUGUGUGUGUGCGUCUACAUAAAUAGCGUGGUGCUGUAAACUUGUGUUUCUUUUUCCACUUGGCACCAUGUUUUUCAGAUCUAAAUGUGUUGCUAAACCUCCAUCUAGUUGGUUGCUUCCAAUUCCUGCGAAAUCUCCAGGCGUCCGCCAUCUGCGUGGCUGGUUCCUUGCCCCCCAGGGAGGGGCACUUGGGGUCCCCCCAGCACCACAGCAUCCCGGGGUGGCUGCACUUAAAAACACCCUCUUCCUCUCUCAGACCUGCCUCCCCAGGAGCAGACCCUGAGUCAAGGACUGGAGGGUGAACAGCGUGUCACCAACAAUGUCUGUCACAACCCCUGUGGACCCAGGUCUGGGGACUAAACCCACGCCUGGGAUUCCUGGGUCAACAGGCACUAAUAUCUUUCAUUCCCCUCGGCACCCCGUGGCCUUCCCAGAGGCUGUGCCAGACUGCCCUCCCUGCAAACGAUGCUGGGUUCAAGUCCCGCUGGAUCAGGUCACAGAAAGGAGUCACCUUUGGCUGGCGGAGGGGGAGAUGACAGACCCCUGCUGCCACAUAGCUGAGAAUAAGAUAGCAGCGCCACCGAGGGUCUGAAGCAUGUCAGGCAUUGGGCCAAGCAUGUCCCCGUGUCAUCUGCUUUAGUCCUCUUCGUAACUCAGAGGUCGGAGCAAUGCACGAUGCCCCUUUUACAGAUAAGGAAACUGUGUCCCAGAGGCAACACAUGACUUGUCCAAAGACACAGAGGGACUGGCCUUGAACCCAGGUCUCCUGACCUCAGAGCCAGCAGGCUCUUCUGCAUCCCCAGCUUGGGGGAGUCAGUCAGUGGCUCCCAAGCUGGAAUCUAACCAGCAUUUUCUCAGCAUCUCCUGUAUUUGUUUCCUAAUUGCCACUCUAACAGAUCCCCACAAACCAGGUGGCUUAAAACAACACAGACUUACUAGAGAACAGAGAUCUCAAAUGAGCCUCACGGGGCUAAAAUAAAGGUGUGGGCAGGCUGCGUUCCUUUCUAGAGGAUCUGGGGGAAAGUCCGUCCCUCACCUGUCUCAGCCUGCUUUCCUUGGCUUGUGGCCCCUUCCAUCUCCAAAACCAGCACUGGCCAGUCGCUCUUUCCCCGAGCACUGCAUCGCUCUGACACCCAGUCCUGCCCCUCUCUUCCAUCUUUUAAGGCCCCUUGUGUUUGCAGGAACCUCUUCCCACCUCAAAGGACGCCGAGUCAUAACCUUCUUUCCAUCUGUACCCUUGAUUCCUGCUCGCCACACAGUCUAACGUGUUCCCAGGUUCCAGGGAUUAGGCUAAGCACACAGACAUCUUUGAGCCUGAGCAGGGUGGGGUGGGGGUUACUCUGCCUACCCUAUCCCCCCAGUGGGGUCUCCCUACAUCGACUUCUCAGCCCUGGGGUGGUGUGCAGACUCAGCAGGGGAGUGGGUGCUGGGCCCUGGGCACAGGAAGUACCCACCCCUGGGCUUUGCCGUAUCUCUGCUGGCCUGGCACUCUGGCCCUCUCCAGCCCUGCCAGCUCAGAGCUACCAGCUAAUACCAACACCUCCCCCCAAGCCCACACUCAAGCAUCAGGUCAGCUUGGGUGGUCUGACUCUAUCCAUCCAAUCCAUCCAUCCGUGUAGGAGGCCCCCAUUCCUGCUCUCUCUCCCUGAAUUGCCCACACCCUCUCCUGUCCAUCAUCCCACAGCCAGGAAAGGCUGUCUCAUCAUCAUAGCGCCAUCUAUAGGCCAUCUGGGUGAACUGCACCAGGGGAAUGAUCACUUUAGUCCGGUAUCAAAUCCUGUCAGCUGUUCCUCCAAAGUCCACCCUAAAUCCAUCGAAUUCUCCAGACCCCUCCACUGGUCCAAGCCUUGAUGGUCUCUUUCUAGAAUCACUACAGGGUCUCCCAGGCUGGCCUCCCCAGCUCACCCUGAAUCUUCUCCUGAGGCUACCUUGCCCACAGAAUAAACCCCAGCCCUGUCUGGCACCUGCUGACCAAUCCUCCCUCCCCCAAUACUCAUCCCUUCCCACCUUCUCCGCACUCACUCUGCCCAAUCACUUGGCCUUCAGUCUGGUCUUUGAUCAUCCAAGCCCAUCUCUAGGCCCAGGAGCAAGCACUUACCAUGCCCUCCACCUGAGACACCCUCCCCCAGGUUCUCCAAAGGCUGUCUCUGUCCCAAGGUCCCUUCCUCUAAGUAGCCCUCCUGGGUCCUCCAACUAACAAUGACCCCCUCCCCAGGCAUUCCCCAUCUGUUACCUUGUUCUGUUUCCAUCACAACACUCACUAUAGCCUGAAAUGAUCUAUGUACUUAUUUAGAGACUGUCUCCCCCACUAGAAUGUCACAUCCAUGAGGACAGGGGCUGGCUGGGUCUCUCUUGUCCUCUGCUGUGCCUCCACACCUGGCCCAGUCCGACAGGUGGUAAGGAUUGAACCCAUGAAUGCCAGCUCCCUUAAGACUCCUCCGCCCCAUCCCCGCCGUCACAGCCCCUCCUUUCUCAAACAGCUUCUCUUCCCAAGCAGACAUACAGACCCUAAGAGGCAAAAAUCAUUCCAUUUCCACCAUGCUCCAGAGCUGACCUCACCCUGUAGGGAAAUUUGAAAAGGCCACCUUUUACAGAGGGUGAAAAGUAGCAUUAUUUUCCAGAAGCAGGACUUUGGAGCCUGUUUGAUCCAUGAACCUUGCCCGAGACUCUAGCAUGGAGAACUGUCGCCCCCACACCCACUGGGCAGGGUGACCCCAAGACCAAAGGAAGGACGUCCAUCCCUCCUCUUGAAAAGUCCAGCAUCUGGGCCUCCCCAGGGACCUCUGGCCCCCCGUGUGCAGGCAGCCUGAACAAAGCAGGCUCUUUUCCCUUCUCCAUACUGAACACAAGGAUGACCUCACGCACAGGGGGCUGAGGCUUUGACUCACGGUUGACUCGGGUCAUGAGAGAAGAAAAAUGAGGAAUCGCUAAUUGAGGGAGCUUUCCCUCGGAGGAAGAACGAGGAGGGUGGAACGAAGAAAUUUUGCAAGAAAAAAGGUGAUUACAGGUGUGGGGGUUUCAAAGAGCUCUCUGAGGCUGCUGGAUGAAAGGAGUGUUCCUUUAUCUCCACCACCAUUCUGGUCAAAUAGAAUGUCGUUUUCCCCCUUGUCUUUGGUGGCAAAGAUAAAGCAGCAGAGCUGAAAAGCAGUCGCACUAAAAAUGAUCUUUCUCCUCCAAGGGAUUCUGGCAGGCUUUGCCUUAGGAGAUGAGUUCCAAUUUUAGGGGAAGUUGAAAACACUCUUAAUGCUUUAAAAUCGAAUCACUUUUUUUUCAAAUGCAGGUGUACCCUAGUUUUCCAAAACCUGAUCUGUGAUACUAUAGCUUUCCCCAAAGAUAAAUGAGUGAUGAUUUGCUUUUGUAAAAGAAUUUCUUUUAGGAAGGUGCCUUUCAGUUAUGGAGGCCCCCCAUGGUUCCUCUUAAACCUUGUUUCUCAUUGAUGCAGGGGUGUGUGUGUGUGUGUGUGUGUGUCUCCCUUGGAUGUGUCCAUAGCACGAAUGGAUACACAGGUACUGGAAAUGGGUCUCCAUUUGGAGUUGAUACACUUUGCUGGUACCACUUGCAUCCAUGGGAGGACUGAGCUGGGGGGGUGGGGGGUGUUUUUUAAAAGCAAAGUAUUAGGAGUUCCCGUCGUGGCUCAGUGGUUAACGAAUCCGCCUAGGAACCAUGAGGUUGCGGGUUUGAUCCCUGGCCUUGCUCAGUGGGUUAAGGAUCCGGCGUUGCCGUGAGCUGUGGUGUAGGUUGCAGACAUGGCCCGGAUACGGUGUUGCUGUGGCUGUGGCGUAGCCUGGUGGCUACAGCUCCAAUUCGACCCCUAGCCUGGGAACCUCCAUAUGCCGUGGGAGUGGCCCAAGAAAUGGCAAAAAGACAAUAAAUAAAUAAAUAAAUAAAUAAAAGCAAAGUAUUAGACUCUUAGGAUGUUUCUGUGGACCAGCUUAAUUCUGGAGAGCUCCGUUGAUUAUUGAGGGGUCUCAAACGCAAAUGCCAGGGGCCAGGAAGGACGCAUACAUGAGAAAAGUAAAUCGGGUGUUAGCAGGACAGCAGGGAGGGGUGGGGACUGUGAUGGGUUGUAGUGUGCGUGCCCUGCCUAAAGGGGGCAGUCAUUUCUGGAACUAGAGCCAGGUGUUACCAGAUAGUCUGAUUUUUUUUUUUCCAAGAAUAACCAAGAUACAUAGGAAUUUCAACAUGGAAUUUCUCCGUUGUCAAAAUCUUCUCCAAGCCAGGCAAAAAUAUCUGUGAACCAGAUGCAGCCCAUGAGCUGUGAAUGACUAGCGAUCUCAUUCGAGUAGCACAAGUGCUUAGCUUCGAGGAUUCAGCAGGAAGAAGUCUAGGCCCUAGAGGGAUGUGAAGGCCCAAAAUGACCCUCUUACCGGGAGACAAUUCUGAUUACGACUACAGCGCGCUGAGCUGCGCCUCCGACGCCUCCUUCCACCCGGCCUUCUUCCCCCAGAGCCAGUCACUCAAGGGCGUCUUCUACCGCCGGGCCCAGCGGCUGCGGCCGCAGGACGAGCCCCGCCAGGGCGGCCAGCCCGAGGACCGCAGGCGCCAGAUCAUCAUCAACGUGGGCGGCAUCAAGUACUCGCUGCCCUGGACCACGCUGGAGGAGUUCCCGCUGACGCGGCUGGGCCAGCUCAAGGCCUGCACCAACUUCGACGACAUCCUCAACGUGUGCGAUGACUACGACGUCACCUGCAACGAGUUCUUCUUCGACCGCAACCCGGGGGCCUUCGGCACCAUCCUGACCUUCCUGCGGGCGGGCAAGCUGCGGCUGCUGCGGGAGAUGUGCGCCCUGUCCUUCCAGGAGGAGCUGCUCUACUGGGGCAUCGCCGAGGACCACCUGGACGGCUGCUGCAAGCGCCGCUACCUGCAGAAGAUCGAGGAGUUCGCCGAGAUGGUGGAGCGGGAGGACGAGGACGACCCGCUGGACAGCGAGGACCGCGACAGCGAGGGCCCGGCCGAGGGCGAGGGCCGCCUGGGCCGCUGCAUGCGGAGGCUGCGCGACAUGGUGGAGAGGCCGCACUCGGGGCUGCCCGGCAAGGUGUUCGCCUGCCUGUCGGUGCUCUUCGUCACUGUCACCGCCGUCAACCUCUCCAUCAGCACCUUGCCCAGCCUGAGGGAGGAGGAGGAGCAGGGCCAGUGCUCCCAGAUGUGCCACAACAUCUUCGUGGUGGAGUCGGUGUGCGUGGGCUGGUUCUCCCUCGAGUUCCUCCUGCGCUUCAUCCAGGCGCCCAGCAAGUUCGCCUUCCUGCGGAGCCCGCUGACGCUGAUCGACCUGGUGGCCAUCCUGCCCUACUACAUCACGCUGCUGGUGGACGGCGCGGCCGCGGGCCGCCGCAAGCCCGGCACGGGCAACAGCUACCUGGACAAGGUGGGGCUGGUGCUGCGGGUCCUGCGGGCGCUGCGCAUCCUGUACGUCAUGCGUCUGGCCCGCCACUCCCUGGGGCUGCAGACGCUGGGGCUCACGGCCCGCCGCUGCACCCGCGAGUUCGGGCUCCUGCUGCUCUUCCUCUGCGUGGCCAUCGCCCUCUUUGCCCCCCUCCUCUACGUCAUCGAGAACGAGAUGGCCGAUAGCCCCGAGUUCACCAGCAUCCCUGCCUGCUAUUGGUGGGCCGUCAUCACCAUGACAACCGUGGGCUAUGGAGACAUGGUACCCAGGAGCACGCCCGGCCAGGUGGUGGCGCUCAGCAGCAUCCUGAGCGGCAUCCUCCUCAUGGCCUUCCCGGUGACCUCCAUCUUCCACACCUUCUCCCGCUCCUACCUGGAGCUCAAGCAGGAGCAGGAGAGGCUGAUGUUCCGCAGGACCCAGUUCCUCCUCAAAACCAAGUCGCCGCUGAGCAGCAUGUCCCACGACAGUGACAUCUUGUUUGGAAGUGCCUCCUCGGACACCAGAGACAACAACUGAGCCCAGAGGACGCAGCCCCACCGUCGCCAGCCCCGCCCGCCCCCCGCGGCCGGACGCUCUCGCCACCACUACAGAAGCCUUCGGAGGUGUGUCGAAGGUGGGUCCUGGCCUAGGACGGACCAAGCCACACCCCAGAGGGGCUGUCCCGGCAUCCUCGGGGGUCCUCUGUGUCCAGAAGUGAAGCCCAGCACACGGGCCCCGCCCCGCCCCAGCCCCCAGGCCGCUUUCCCCCAGUCAGGAGCUGGCGUCUUCUUUCCACCGUGUAAAUAGCAUGCCCAGCAAAGACCUGCUUUACGGGGCUGCCUAGAGAAAAAAAUACAAACACUAGCAGCUACCUGUCUGUCUUUAGUGUGGAUCAUGUGCCAUUAAAGAAAACCAGUGAAAAAGAGAGAAAAAG